UCAUUUUUUUUCGCACUUAUGUUGCGACGUGUGCUACGUAAGUAAAGCAAAGAGGGCGGGGGUUUGUAUUUAUUCGUAAUCGUUUUUUCUUGGGAAGAGAUCACUGACAUGUGUGUCUUUAUCGGACAGAGCGGAAGACGCAGAGUCAUGUACCUCCUGUGCUUAGGAGGAGGCAGCAAUAUGCGUCGGUCGGAGAUCUAAGUAUGGGUGCUGGUUUUUUUUUAUUUUUGUUUGUUUUUGUUGCUGACCCGGAGAGCGCGUUGAAGGGAAGCCGGAGCUUCGAAUCACACCCAAGAUUCGAGCGGCUAUGCAGGCGAAGGUGGAAAGAUAUCGGUCUCUGAACGAGAAGCUUCAAAGAGAGGUACGGUCGUAGAGGAGCUCCAUCGAAGAAAAGGAAGGGGGACUAAGGAGGUGUGCGCGAAAGGUGGUUGGUCCCAGCCCGAAGGGGACAGCGGAAAUGACGAGGAGCCUGAAGGAGGAGGUGGACAUGAUUGAAGAAUACGACAGACAGGUGAAGCUAGCGGAAGAGUUGAAAAAGUUGGCGAGCGACGCCGGAUCAUGUGCGGAGUUGCGCGAGAUGGCGGAGCAGGAAUACGGAGAGGUUAUGGGCGGUCUUCGCGACUUAGAAAACAGCUUGUUACUAGGGUUGUUGCCGAAAGAUGCAGCGGAUGAAGGGUCGGCGAUUAUAGAGAUUCGUCCGGGAACCGGGGGAUUGGAAGCUGGGCUAUUCGCGAUGGACAUGUACAAGAUGUAUCAGCGCUACGCACAGAGAAGGAGUUGGUCGUUUGAGACGUUGAGUUUGACAGAGAGCGACGUCGACGGGCUGCGCGAGGCGACCGCGUGCAUCAAGGGUGAUCGGGCGUAUGGUAUGUUGAAGUACGAGGUGGGCGUUCACCGCGUUCAGAGGAUACCGGAGACGGAGACGCUGGGGCGCGUUCAUACAAGCACGACGACGGUAGCGGUGUUGCCGGAGGCAGAAGACAUAAACAUAGACCUGCGCCCGCAGAACCUGAGAAUUGAAACGAAGAGAUCCUCGGGAGCGGGAGGACAGCACGUAAACACUACGGACAGCGCCGUUAGAAUUACACACAUUCCUACGGGAAUAGCCGUGUGUAUACAAGACGAGCGUUCUCAACACAGCAACAAGCAAAAGGCGCUAAAGAUUUUGAAGGCGCGUCUCUACGAUUUGGAGCGGACUAGGCUGUCGAACCAGCGCGCCGAGAGUCGGAGGUUGCAGAUUAGGAGUGGCGACCGUCACGAGCGCAUUCGCACGUACAACUUCCAGCAAGACCGCAUCACCGAUCACCGAGUUGGGCUUACGCUUCACGGAAUGGACCGAAUGAUGAACGGGGAGUACCUGGACGCGUUUAUAGAGGAGCUGAUGCUGGCUUCUCAGGCGGAGGCCCUGGAGGGUCUGUGCUCGGACAUGAGUGCCAAGAGUUUUUGACAGGUGAAAAAAAAAAGUGUUUUUGUGCUAACGGCUAGGUUUCUCCUCACCUGUCAGCGCGCGAACGGCGCGGACUGGGCGAUG
Molecule: messenger RNA, 1531 nt
Organism: Schistocerca gregaria
Lineage: Eukaryota; Metazoa; Arthropoda; Insecta; Orthoptera; Acrididae
Product: peptide chain release factor 1-like
Exons: 1
Coding region: 458-1447 (329 amino acids)
Biological process (GO): translational termination
Molecular function (GO): translation release factor activity
Source: RefSeq, a predicted model, not a curated record